Messenger RNA from Spinacia oleracea (spinach), 1107 nucleotides. RefSeq lists its product as uncharacterized. NCBI's taxonomy places the organism in Eukaryota, Viridiplantae, Streptophyta, Magnoliopsida, Caryophyllales, Amaranthaceae. The record is from RefSeq and is a predicted model, not a curated record. The transcript is spliced from 8 exons. Bases 1 to 717 code for a protein of 238 amino acids.
AUGUCCUCUGCAAAUAUAGGAGAUGUAGGACCAGGUAGUACAAUGGCUUACAGUGAUCAGAAUGGAAGUAAUUCAAUUGAUCAUUCGGGUACUUCUCAAGGAAGUACUGCUAAUACAAUAAGUGGAGACAAUUCAGAUAAUGCGUCUGUUUUCUCUUUUAUAUCCGAUAAGUUAACAUCGAUAAAAUUGAAUUUAUUCAACUCCUCUAAGCCACACAAACUAAGUCGUGAAUUUCUUUCCUUGGAGAAAUUGGGAUUUCGACGAGCUUUCCUUGUUUUAAGCUAUCUAGGAGGGAGGAAGCUUGAGGAUGUAGCUUCUGUUCGCUAUAUUAAAGGUCUAGUAUCUGAAAGUGAAAAACUUACUAUGGGAUCUUUUGAGAACCUGGUGUGGGGUCGAUAUGGUGAUGGUAUUGCUUUGUGUGCAGAGAUGGGACCUAGUGUACCUGGAAGCACACGGCAGGAUAUAUAUUUUUGUUCCAGUUUCCAGGAUCAUCCACAGCAGUCAGUUUUCUGGUCACUUUUUUCACCUUGCCGAAAUGGCGUGCCUCAUCAAGUUGAUCCCUCCUUGUCACUUUCAUUUAGCAGUUCAAUAACACAACAACCUCCAAUAGCAGUUCCUGAUUCAGGAGGCUUCGGCCUAACAGCUUUGCAGCCAGGUAUUUUAGAUGGCCCACUGUUGACUGUAUCCUCCCCUCUUCAGCCAACUCAUUACCUCUGAAGUCACUCACUCUUAAACUUGUUUACUUCUUUUUCUUUUUCAACAUUCUGGAGGGACCAAUGAGCAUAGAGAUGUAAUUAUUUUAUUUAUUUUUCCUAAUUUCUUCUCCAACACAAAAAAAAAACAUUGUGGUAAGGAGGGAUCACAGUGAUUAAGCGCCUUGGAGCUAUUUGUGAAUAUGUUAAAGCAGUUAACACAAGAAUCAAGAAUAUGAUUCCGGGCAGCAGCUAUUUUUUUUUUGUUGGGUGUCAAGAGAAACCGUUAGAUGGAAUAUAUUGUUGUAGAUAUUUCAAGCUUUUGUAUUGUAAGUCUUACUGAUUUGAUGUGGUUCUAUUUAAUAAUAUGAGUUGUCCACCAUAUAUAUAUAUAUAUGUAUAUAUUAAAAUGAAA